This is a messenger RNA of Crotalus tigris (Tiger rattlesnake), 8157 nucleotides long. RefSeq names its product leucine zipper tumor suppressor 1 (gene LZTS1). The transcript is spliced from 4 exons. Gene Ontology annotation, biological process: regulation of synaptic plasticity; regulation of dendrite morphogenesis. The coding region runs from base 755 to 2590 and encodes 611 amino acids. Lineage: Eukaryota; Metazoa; Chordata; Lepidosauria; Squamata; Viperidae. The record is from RefSeq and is a predicted model, not a curated record. Gene Ontology annotation, cellular component: dendritic spine.
GCAAUCGCUGAUUGGCUGGCGGUUCUCUGCACGCGGGCGACAGACUCAUCCAGAUGCCAGCGCUGAUGCGGAUGGCUUGAAAGUAGUCAAAACAACCCCGAGGAGCCUUAGAUGCACGUUUUGCUGGCGUCAGAAGGAUGGAGAGGCGGAAAAACAACUUGAAGUGCUCUAGGACAAGGUAGAGGGAACCAGUCGAAUAAUUAGGAGCAGAUGAAUUAAUGGGGUGUGAUAAAUGAGACAGACAGAUCACGAAGAGCUGCUGGCAACCAAAGCAGAAAAUGUGAGCCUAGAGAGGACAGCGCUAUGACUUGGUAUAUAGUCCUCUACUUACCACCAGGACGAGGACACAAAUUCCCAUUGCCAAGUUGUUAAGGGAGCCACAUCCGGGUUUUAUGAUCUUUUCUGCCACAGUGGCAAAUCACUGCUCUUAAGCAAAUUGUGCAUUCGUUGAGCGAAUCCAGCUUUCCCUCUUUGACUUUGUCUGUCUGAAGCCAGUUGGGAAGGCGGCAGUUGGGGAUCACACGAUCCCAGGAUGCUACAAAGAUCACAAAUACAUGCCUAUUGCUGAGUGCCUGGAUUUUGAUCACCUGACUGGGGAUGCUGCAACAGUGGGUUGCUGCUUUUCAGCACAGUAAGGCUUUGGCUAUGACCACACCACCUUUGCCUCCCAUCAGUCUGGACAGCCUCGUGGAAAACAGUACUUGGGUGGUCUUUCUUGGACACUCUCUCUGCUUCUCUGUUCGAGGAUAUCAUCAUGGGAAGUGUCAGUAGCCUCAUCUCCGGACACAGCUUCCACAGUAAACAUUGUCGGGCCUCUCAGUGCAAGCUGCGUAAGUCAUCCCAACUGAAGAAGCUGAACAGGUACUCCGAUGGUCUGCUGAAGUUCAGCUUCUCCCAAGAAGCUGGCCACAACAAGUCCAGCUCCAAGGGCAAUAAGAACGAGGACUUCUUUUACAUCAAGGUGAACCAGAAGGCACACCGAACGGACUAUGCUCCACUCUCAGGUGGCGAGCUGGAAGGUCAGGCUGGGACCAGCAGCGUGGAUUAUGGUACCCCAACACCCCCCAAAGUGAAGCCAGGCUCCAACCAAUUGGAACUAGCUACAGAGAAGACUGUGGCAAGGCCCACUGCUUUUAAACCAGUUCUCCCUCGCUCCAACACGGUUCUCCAUUCUUCUCCUGAUCACGGCAAUGCUGCUCAGCAGCUCCCAUCUCAAGACAAAGCCAAGGAUCUGGAGAGUAAGCCUGCUCUUUGUUCUGGAGGGCUUUCAGAUUCAGGGAGAAACUCUAUGUCCAGCCUACCCACGCACAGUACAGCCAGCAGCUACCAGCUGGACCCCUUGAUCACUCCCGUUGGCCCCAUCAGCCGAUUUGGAGGCUCUGCUCACAACAUCACUCAGUGUGCCAUCCUGCAGGAGAGUAACAUGAUGAGCUUGAAAGCUCUGUCUUUCUCCGAUGGGGGCACCAAGAUCCUCAACCCGGGCAAGUCUUCCACUCAUCCUCACAUGACUGAGAACAGCGUUUGUGUUCGCUCACCCAUCUCUACAGAGGAGUCCGCCAUUAAAGAGCUGGAGCAGAAGCUGAUGGAGCGGGAGGGUGAGCUGCAGGAGCUCCAGUGCAGCUUUGAAGAGAAGGAGAUCAUCUCCUGCCAAAACUAUGAGGAGAAGCAACGGCGCUGCCGGGAGGAAAUGGAAGGGUUGAAGCAGAAAUGCAAUAACAGACUGAAGCAGACCUCGCAGAAGAACCAGCGGGCGCAACAGCUCUUGCAGCUGCAGGUGUUCCAGCUGCAGCAGGAGAAGAAGCAGCUGCGGGAGGAGCUGUCCAACCUGAUGAAGGAGCAGGACCUUCUGGAGAACAAGCUGAGGACCUAUGAGAAAGAGAAAACCACCUUUGCUCCUGCUCUGGAGGAAACACAGUGGGAGGUUUGUCAGAAAUCUGGUGAGAUAUCUCUCCUGAAACAGCAACUGAAAGAAUCCCAGGCAGAGGUCAACAGCAAGACCAACGAAGUCCUCAAUCUGAAGGCUCAGCUGAAGGAUGUCCGGGCCAAGAUGGAACUGAUGGAGAUGAAAAUCCAGGAUUUGGAAGAUUCGUUGCAUGCCAAACCCAUGGAACUAGAAGUAUGUGAGAAUGAACUCCAGCGGAAGAAGAAUGAGUCAGAGCUACUAAGGGAGAAAGUGAACUUGCUGGAGCAGGAGAUUGCAGAGUUGAGGACUGAACUGACCAUCCUCAGGGAGGAGAUGAAAUGUGGUGUGGCUUCCAUGGGUCUUGAGGAAAGCAUGGCGGAGGAUGCCCAAGUCCUGUGGAGGGAAAUAGAGAAGCUAAAAAAAGAACUGCAGGAGGAACAGGACAGCAACAAGCAGAUCACGGUCAGCUUUCAGCAGGAACGGCAGACCUGGAAAGAAGAGAAAGAGAAAGUGAUCCAGUACCAGAAGCAGCUGCAGCAAAGCUACCUUCACAUGUACAAAAGAAACCAAAACCUGGAGCAGAUGCUUCAGCAGCUGGCGGCUGGGGAGGAUGGUAAAGACCCCUUAGAUCUUGAUCUCCAUGGAACCGAUGUCCCUUAUGAGGACAUUAUUGCCACUGAAAUCUGAAUCUGAAAGGCGCCUGUGUUUUCCUGCCCACUGGAGAAAGAUCUCACUUGGGGUUGUAUGUAUAAUUUCACAGAGCACUUUUAAUGGAGGUCUUUUGUCUUGGUCAAAACAAGUCACCAGCCAUUGUCCAUGCAUUCCCCCCCAAAAAAACUUCUUGAUUCAGAUGUAUCUGACUGCUCUUGCAGGGCCUCCCAUUGAGAAAAGGGAAGGGGAAAAUUCCCAACUGACUUUUUCCGUCAUGGAGCAGCUCUUACAAGAACCUCUGAGCCAUAAGUAAUAUGAGAUAAGACCUGCUUGUACUCUUAAGACCUUCUCAAUUCCCCUGUGAGAGGACUCCGGGGUGGGGGGAAGCACACCCAUUAAACUUUUAAUUAAGGAAGAGGGACUUGCACAUCCAGCAAGUGUUGGUCAAGGAUAACCAGUCAUUCCAUCUUUGCAGAACAUGGUGCAUUCUACUGGAAUAUUUAAGCAGCCUAUGGAACAGAUAGUAGCAUUGUUCCAUAAUUCUUGUCUGUGAAGGACCUGCCUCCUUCAGAAACGAGGGGCUAAUAUUUUAGAAUUCCGGAAGCCAUAAUUUGUCACGUCAGCCACUGGAUCUUCCUCAUCCUUUACUCUUCUUUUAGCAUUUGCCUCCUUCGUGAACAGGCUGAAGUUUGGGAGAGGCACGUUUUUAUUUAUUGUGUGAGUGCAUGUGUCUAUAAUUGAGAUGGACAUUGGAUUUUAAAAUGCCCUUGUGUUCUUGAAGAGGAAUGUUCAGAGCUGUUUAUUUAAAAUGUGAAUAUUUGUAUGUGCUGUAUGCAUUAUUCUUUCGCAAAUACCUGGCAUUUAUUUUUCCACAUUUCCUAUUCUGGCCUGGAGAAAAGGCACAUUGGAUCUUCUGAGCCCAGUUCGUCUAUAGAUAUGACUGGAAAUAUAGGUUUGCCUAAAAGAGAUGCUGGCUUCCAUUCCAUGUUUUAAAAAUUAAAAUCUUUAGAGAAGUAAAGGAGGUCAAGCAAAGAGCUUGGAGGGAACCGAGGAAUAUACUAUAUUGACAGGCAUGUAACAUUAUUUACUUAAAACAUACAUCUUGCAAAAAAAAAAAUCAACACCAGUUCAAAGCAGCCAACAACAACAGUAAAACCAUUAAUAAACAAUUUUUACAUAUCAAUUCCUACUAUAUUAAGGAAUUAAGAGAACCGUAGGGAAAUGAUUAAAAGAAGAAGCAUCAAUAAACAUUGCUAUAAUAACAGUAAACAAUAAUACAUGAAUAGACUGCCUUACUAAAAAAAAAAGGUUUCUUUCUUACUUCCAGAAGUUUUAAAGGAGGGACAAGGAACAAGGUCCUGUUCCCUAUCAAUUUUGAGACUGCCACCAUACAUGGUAAACCAUAAUAAACAAGUAUUUAUUUGAUUCUGUCUUCAGUAUUUUUGGAUACAUAAACUUCCUCCUUCGCUUCCAGCACCAAAACAAAAUAGCCAUGAAGAGAAUAUUGAUAAAUAAGUGUUCUUGAGACCUGAUUUCUGUUUAGGUAGCUUUGAGUUUCUCCUUCCCACCAAGAGGGAAUGUUCCUUGUAGAGUUAAGAAAGGUCUUCACGGAAUUUGGUCUGAAAGAGAUUGAAAACAUGGCUGCCAUCCUAUCCCUUGCCAAUGACAGCUUAAGAAAGCAGAACAGAAAAGCACUCAUGUCAAAGCAGCCACUAAAGGGCAACCAAAUUAUUUUGUCACUUGAGUCACAAAAAGAACCUUGUUAGUAUUACAAUAAUAAUACAAAGCAACCCAGACUGUAACCAUUUUAGAUGCCUAGUGUGACAUCAGAAAUGGAGCGCCACAAUACCACGUCAUGCUGUUCCACAACCGCAUUCCUCGUGACUUUUAGAGCAACCUGCCGUGAAACAUCACGUACAAUAAAAUGCCGUAUCAAAAAUAGACAUGCAAAAAGGGGAAAGAAAAAUCUGCCUUCAACCAGAGAAAUUUAAAUAAAGUUUAGAAGCUUUUUGAACUUGAAUAGCAAUAGCCUUUUACUGCCACCUGAAAGGAUGUAUAUUUGAGUCCUUUGAUUCAGAAAAAUUAUGUAUUUCAAAGCCAUAUUUCAAAGACUAUAAUUCAUUGGCAGAACAGAUGCUUUUCAUGCAGAAGAGUCUCAAGCUUCGAAUUCAGUCCCUGGUAUCUUACGGUAGGACUUGCAGACCUCUCUUUGAAAUGCAGUCCUUGAAAGAAGUACUGAGUUUUGUGGGGCACUGGUUUAGCUUGGUGAAUCUAACUUGCUAUGUCUGUAUAGUGAGGAAACCCAAAAAGCGUCCUUUUGUAGUGAUUUCAAAACAUUGGUUCGGUAUCUAAUUCUUUUCUACUGUUCCUAUGAAAUAGCAGAACUUUAUAUGACGCAAGCAGCAGCACCCAAGUCCUAUCCAUCUUCAGAAGAUUCUCACAUUCUCAAAAUCUUGCCUUAACUAAUGUUGUAUUGGAUGAACAAGGCCUAAAGCAUUUGCCCUCAAUACCAUUUGGACUUUAAGAUGCUCUAACUGCCAUGUGAGAAUUCCAGGAUAUAAAAUAAACUUUGAGCCACUGUGUUCAACUAACGUGACAUCAUCUUGAGGCUAAAUCCAGGGGAUGCAAACUUGUCCACUACAUUUUCUCUGCUACAUAUUUGCACUGAGUAAUAACUUUCCUGAAGAGAUUUAAUAUUCUUCAUUUAAAGAUUGUUGGGGAGGGAGAUAGUUUAGUCUGCUCUAAACUGGAUUUGUUUAAGUCUAGAAAAAUUAACUUCCAAAUGUCAGAAUGUAUGACUUUCUUCCAUUCAAAGAGAAUACUUCUUCUUCGUCUUCUUCUCCUCCUCCUCCUCCUCCUCCUCCUUUUUUGCAAACCUAUUUGCAACCAGCAGAGUGGCUAAGAAUCCUGUUUCUCUAUGUAACUACAAACAGCAAAGCACUCUUGUGUCGCUGCAUAUCAAGUCUACUAGCAUUUGUCACCCCCUGCCUUCCAAUCAGCUAAUUGGGUUGGUGCACAUAUGCUUCUGAUUAGCAAAAUUUGCAUUGUUAAUUGCAGUUAAACACCAGCCCGUUCCCUAGUGAAACAACCUAUGGGGGCUAGGGAGUUAAUUAUCUCUGAAUGGGAGGGACUCUGGAUGGCAGUGGUUAUUUUCCUGCUGAGCUGAUGAAAGUUCCUCUCCUCCGUUCUGUUUGUUCUUCCACUCAUUUUGCAUUUGGGGCAGGAUCCCAGCUGUUGGCAGGCACAAUUAAACGGAGUUGUUGUGUUUUCCAAGGGGUGAAAGGUUUUUUCCCCUCCUGUGGUGAAUUGUUUGGGGGCAGUGAAGACAAAUUGGAUAUCACUUUUAAUUGUAAAACGGAUACCCUGGUGCCCUGCCCACCAUUAACUGUCUGAUUUUGUCAGUCAACAUAUAUACAAGCCCUUAGCGCAGAUCCACAUUUUAGAAAAUCUUCAUGUAGCCAAUAAAGUUUACUCCCUUGUCUCUGUCUUCCAAUUCUGUCAACAAGCACAAGUCUUUACUUCUCCAGAACCCCAGUCAAACCCCAAGAAAUCUCCGCCAACCUGGUAUCGAGAUUCAUUGGAAUCUUCUGUUUGGGGAUCAUAUUGCCUCUUAAUCUUCCAUUAAGUUGUAAGGCAGGUUAUCCAUCUUUAUUAAGGAAGGGAGUGGGUUAUUAAGUGUGUUUGGCAAGAAAAAGGAGUGGUAUGGACUACAGCUAUCUAACAUUUCUAUGGUGGAUUUUCCUUCUUGUGCAGAAUUACUUAUCUCUAAACAAGACAGACCUUAAUAUGUCAGUUUGGAUGACCCAAUAAAUAGUAUAUAUUUGCCUGUCCCAUUUUAUCCUAGCCUGGUAGGUAGACCUAGGCAGUGUCAUUAUUCACUAUAGUAGAUUGUGUAUAUUCAGUAAAUUGGGACAAUGGCUUAUUUUUGGAUUGCCCUUGGGAAGCAUUUUAGAGCAGUGUACAAGUUCCACCCAACUCCCUUAAAACAAUUUCAAUCUAACACUGCUAUCAAUACACCUAAAAGACAGUAAACAAAGCAAAACUUGAAACAAGAUUCAUAUUUUCAAAACUGAACAGACUGAGACCUAUAAUUGAGCAAUUGAGACCUAUAAUUCCUUAGGCAUGUCUUCAGUUCUCAUUAGAGAAGAUGGGACUAGCCAUACGUCUUCAGGACUGAGGUCUAUCAGAAGAUGCCCACCUCUGGCUAUCCCUUUACAAACCAAUGUUAUAAGCAGAACUUCUUCAGCUGGUCUUACUGCAUGAUAUGGAGGAGUACUUGAGGUCCAAGACAAUAAACCAUGGAUAACCAUAGACAAACAUGUUAGACAAAUAUAACUGAUAAGCCUUAGAGCAGGGGUCUUCAAACUUGGCCCUUUUAUGACUUGUGGAGUUCAACUCCCAGAAUUCCUCAGCCAGCGUUGCUGGAGCAGGAGACCAUAUGAAUUCGCCUUCAAACAUGAAUCUGCAUUAUUGAUUUCUGGCAGUGGAAUAACUUCCAUGUUGCAGUCUCUUCGUGAUAUUUUUGUUGUUGUUUUAUUUUGGAAUCCAUGUUCCAUACCAGCACUUCUCCUAUGAACUACAGUUUCUCUCUUUCUCUAACCUUAUCCAUCUAUUGUCUUUCUCAGUCUCAAAAUAAGCUCCCUUCUUCUUAUAUUUAUCCAUCUAAUCAAUUCAUUGGCCAAGCUCAUAAUCUUGCGAAACCAUAAUUUAUUUUAAACAUGCUUUGUUGACUGUCGCAAGAGCUGGGUCAUAUAACACACUAAGAUACUUGGGACUUCUGCAAUACCAAUCACAGCGGCUGGAUUCAUACAACCUAUUCGCAAAAAAUGGACAAGCUAUACUGUGGCUUGCUGUGGUCUAGUUCAUCUAAUUUAGUCAGACUGCUCUGUUUUCAACAUGGAAGAUGUCAGGAAUUGGAUCCGACGUUUGUUGGUGAAGCUUAUGCUCUAUCUCGGGCUGGGGGAGUGAUUCUAAGUGGUUCUCCCAAAUCUGAGUGUAUCUACCUCCCCUUCAUCUUCUUCUAUUUUACUGUGCCUAGUUGCUUGUUUCUCUCUUUGGAUCUGACCUAUAUGAUCUAGACAGAAGCAACAAGAUGUGCAGAGAUAAUUUGCUUGGAUGCGGCAAGUGGGCAAUUCUGACCAAUAGGAUGUCCAGAAAGCUCCAAAAUUGGUCAUGGAUCUCCCAUAGAUGAUGGACUUCACGGGUGUCCAAUGACAUCUCCAUCUGCCCCUAGUUCUGCUUCCUUGCAUGGGAGUUACAGGCUACUAAAAGGCAGAUAAUUCACCAUAAUGGCUGUCAAGGAAGCCACUCAGCUUUCCAUGACUUUGUGCCAAUCCUCUGAAGCAUUAGGGGGCCCAUUUCAUGAGCCAUGUGGCCCCCUCCCCAUUUAAUGUGACAAUGACUGCUGCCUCUGCACAAAUAUUGUGUUUGAUCCGUGAGAGUCUGUAUUGCCAGCAUGUCGCUUGCCUUGUCCCACUGUGUGUGGGAAAAGUCACCAUUUGGGCUAUACACAUUACUGUUCUUCCCAUCCCACUGUCUUUUCUUCAAUAUAGCUCUUGCCGGUUUUUCAUAUAUUAAAGUGUAAUUUCUGGUGAGCAAUGUAA